AGUUGUGGACUCGUCCAAAGCUAAUAAGCUGAUUGAAAAGUUGUCGAUUUCCCAAACGUCCCGCCAGGAUGCCCUGAUUAGGCCUGACCUCCUCCCACCUGGGUUAACUCCGAUAUUCGGUGUCGUUCGUGUUUGUGUUUCGCUCCCUGCUGACAUCUACUCCGUGUGUGGAGACCGGCAUGUGUCCGUAAAAUUUGGCGGGACGGAAUGCUGGUAAGGCCGGCCCGGUGUGUGAGUGGUUGUCGGUGUUGGUGCCCUUUCUCGUUGUCGACAAGCUGCGAAUUGUCGAGGGGAUCUGAUCGUUGCUGCUAGUGACAACAACAUGAUCAUGCUGCGAGCUGUUUUGACCGUUUUCAAACCUGGCAGAAUGCCUACGAGUUAAGUGAAGCAACCGUUGAAGCUAGAGAAAGAAACAACGUACAAUUCCUAUGCUGCACAAAACCGUACCUGUGGACUACUUUACAGUACCGUACUCGUAUGUUUGUAGUAUGUGACAUCAGAUCUUUCGAUCUGUCGUUUUAGCAUUGAGAUCAUUAUUUGCUUGAAGACCUAGAUGUGUUGAAGAUAAAAGGACUUCCUCUAAAACCUCAUGCCAACGAAACGAUUUCUUGUUUUAUGGAUUUAAGAAGAAUAGAGCCUUUAUCAGCUGUGCUAUACUGGUAGGGCUGAUCAACAAACACUUGUGGAUGGUUUAGACAACUUGAUCAUGUUGAUGCAAAAAAAAAAGAGAAAUAACAACUUGGUGCUGAAACCUUUUUAGUGAAGACAACUGAACUGGCCAGACUGGGCACAGUUCCUACCAUAGCUAGAGAGAGUUGGGGACCUUAGAUGAGGGGAACACACAUUGUGGAGGACUCAAGGUUGCACACAGUACGGACGUAACGCAACGCCCCAGGUGUAGGACCAAAGAUGGAUCUGUGCGGAUGUUUGGGAGGAGACAAGGACAUCCAGGUGCACAUCUGCCUGCUGGACAACACCGAGAUGGUCCUGACCAGGGAACGGGACGGAAUUAAGAAGUCCAGUAAGGGCCAGGUGCUCCUGGAUCUUGUCUUCAAGAAGCUGCACCUGUUGGAGAAGGACUUCUUCGGCCUGAGGUUCUUGGACAGUCAGGGUCAGACGCACUGGUUGGAGCCCACCAAGCCCUUUGUCCCUCAGUUGGAAACCGACCCGCCGUACCGGCUGUACUUUGGAGUGAAGUUUUAUGCGGAGGACCCAUGUAGACUUCACCAAGAAAUCACAAGGUACCAGUUUUUCCUGCAGGUGAAACAGGACAUACUGCAGGGACGGCUGCCGUGCCAGGCUAGCGAGGCGGCACAGCUGGCUGCAUAUGCUGUCCAAUCUGAGCUUGGUGACUUUGACCCCAGGAAGCACACGGGUAACUAUGUGUCAGAGUUCAGGUUCAUCCCUAACCAGACUGAAGAGAUGGAGAAACUCAUCGCCAACAAUCACAGAGAUCUGGUCGGACAGGUGCCGUCUGAAGCGGAGCUGAAUUUCCUGAGCCUGGGCAGGGUGCUGGAGAUGUAUGGGGUGGACUUGCACCAAGUCAUGGGUGACGACCAUGUACAGUAUUACUUGGGGCUCAUGCCCAGAGGGGUGGUCGUGUACAAGAACAAGACAAAAGUCGGCAUGUAUUUCUGGCCAAGAAUAACCAAAAUCUUGUUCAAGGAAAGGCAGUUUUUUCUCAGGGUCCGGACAAAAGAUGUAAGUGAAACACAUUAUUCUCUGAAGAUCUGA
Molecule: messenger RNA, 1734 nt
Organism: Branchiostoma floridae (Florida lancelet)
Lineage: Eukaryota; Metazoa; Chordata; Leptocardii; Amphioxiformes; Branchiostomatidae
Product: band 4.1-like protein 4A
Exons: 9
Coding region: 910-1734 (274 amino acids)
Cellular component (GO): cytoskeleton
Molecular function (GO): cytoskeletal protein binding
Source: RefSeq, a predicted model, not a curated record